Messenger RNA from Morchella importuna, 333 nucleotides. RefSeq lists its product as uncharacterized. The coding region runs from base 1 to 333 and encodes 110 amino acids. The record is from RefSeq and is a predicted model, not a curated record. The transcript has a single exon. NCBI's taxonomy places the organism in Eukaryota, Fungi, Ascomycota, Pezizomycetes, Pezizales, Morchellaceae.
AUGUCAUUCACCAUCACCGCUUCCAGGCCCAUCCGGGUCGGCCUCCUCAACAGCCAGAUCAGCGUCCUCAAAGCUGAUCUCUUUCACUCCCAAGCAUUCCUUGAACGUUACGUCAGGCUGCAUGCCCUAGUGCAGGUCCAGAGCAUUAAUGCAGUCAAUCCCCCGGUUGCCGGCGAUGCCAUCAGUAUCAGGAAUGAGGGGAUGGCUGCUCGAAUCGUGGAAAUUAGACACACAGUCAUCUCCAAAACUAGGUCCCUUAACGCCUUGGAGGACAGGUUGGCAAUGAUAUACAUGUUGGAGGCGAAUAGAUGGGCUCCACUUCAUAUGCAUUAA